This is a messenger RNA of Paramuricea clavata, 1020 nucleotides long. NCBI's taxonomy places the organism in Eukaryota, Metazoa, Cnidaria, Anthozoa, Malacalcyonacea, Plexauridae. The record is from the annotation of a GenBank genome assembly.
AUGUCUGUAAAAAAAAGAUCUGCAACCAAUAACAUUAAGAUCGUUAAGAAUGGUACCACUCUAUCUGGUAAAGAUCUCGCCCAAUCACUUAACACCUAUUUCUUAAGCGUGAGUAAUGACCUUCCACCACUGAAUCCUCUCCUGCUACCUGCCUUUCUCCCUGCACCUAGGCCUGUGCCAAAAAUUUUCCCUGACGAAGUUUGCACUAAGAUGCUCAAUACAAAAGUUUUCAAAUCCAGCGGUCCUGACAAUAUUCCUAACCGGAUUAUUAAGAAUUUUUGUCCACUGGUGAAUUCCCUAACAUAUGGAAAGAUGCGUUAAUUACACCAAUUCCUAAAGCGCGAUCCGUAUCCUGUGAAGAGGGGUUGCGCCCAAUCUCCCUUACAGCCUCUUUGUCCAAAAUUCGUGAGGACUUUGUGGUCAAUUGGAUGGUGGAUGACGUGAAACAUAAAAUCAACCCGCAACAAUUUGGUUGCCUUAAAGGAACCUCUACAACGUUUUUCUUGAUCGAUAUGAUCAACAAUUGGCUAAGAUCAUUGGAUGAUAAAUCGAGCUAUCUGCGGAUCGUUUUCCUCAAUUUUAGUAAAGCCUUCGACCGCAUCGACCAUAAUAUCCUGGUCCCAAAGUUGCUGGCCCUUGGCGUCAGAUUGUCGCUUAUUCCAUGGAUAUGCAGCUUUCUCUCAAAUCUUCGCCGUCAAUCGCUUCAUCAAGCUUCGCCGUCAAUCGGUAAAGAUCGACAAUUUCCAAUCUGAUUGGGGCAUCAAAAACGCAGGUGUUUGUCAAGGAACUAAGUUGGGCCCUAUUUUAUUCAUAAUUAUGAUCAACGAUCUUGAACUGGCAUCCUCUAGCACUGACCAUUGGAAAUACGUGGAUGACGUAACAAUAUCGGAGUCCUUAAAGAAAAAUAAAGUUUCAGUCCUACAAUCUGAUCUUAACACAAUUGAAAGAUGGAUUGUUAAUAACAAACAUGAAAUUGAACGGAAAGAAAUGCAAAGAAAUGAUAGUGAGUUUCGUUUGUAG